This is a messenger RNA of Daucus carota subsp. sativus, 1743 nucleotides long. RefSeq lists its product as uncharacterized. Lineage: Eukaryota; Viridiplantae; Streptophyta; Magnoliopsida; Apiales; Apiaceae. Bases 1 to 1743 code for a protein of 580 amino acids. The transcript is spliced from 3 exons. Gene Ontology annotation, molecular function: zinc ion binding. The record is from RefSeq and is a predicted model, not a curated record.
AUGGAUUAUUGUGUGCAGGAGGGAUUUGCAAUCAAUGUCCUCUGGGCUGAUAAGACAAGGUAUACAGCCACCUGCUAUGCAGCAUGCUGUGUUUGGAGAAUUCAUAGCAGCAGACUGGCAGAUGGCAUUACAUGGGCUAUCAAAAAAAUUGAGCCAAAUGUGCACACAUGCGGGGGCUUAGAAACAUAUAAUCCCAUCUGCACUGUCAAGUGGGGAGCAAUGAAACUGUUGGAAGACAUAAGGGCCAAUCCAGACAUACCAGGAAAAGCUCUAAAUGAGCUGUUGUUUCAGAGAUAUGGUGUAUACAUGAGGAAGAGUUCAGUGUACAAUUUGAAGAAUUAUGCUGUUGAAAAGUUGUUUGGAGGAUAUGAUCAGUCAUAUGCAGACAUACCAGCCUAUAUCAAGAUAUUAUGUGAAACAAACCCUGAUUCCAAGGCUUAUUUUUCUUCUGUGGAGAGUGAGAGUCUUCCAAGACAGCUAUUAUUUGACAAAAUAUUUAUUUCAUUUACUGCUAUGUGGAAGGGCUUUCUAGCAGGUUGCAGGCCUCUUAUAGGUGUUGAUGGAACACAUUUGAAAGGAAAUUAUGGAGGCAUCCUCUUAUCAGCAGUUGCACUUGAUGCCAAUAAUGAGAUAUUCCCACUGGCUUAUGCAGUUGUCAGUGUUGAAGACAAAGAAAACUGGAGUUGGUUUUUUUGGAACUUGUAUAACCUGGUUAAAGAUUCAAGCAGAGGUGAUUGGACAAUAAUAUCUAACAAACAAAAGGGAAUUGAUCUUGCUUUAAUGGAUGUAUGGCCAACUGCAAAAAGAAGAUAUUGCUGCAGGCACAUUAGCAGGAACUACAAGAAGCAAUUUGCUGGCCCUUUAAUGUACAUUCUCUUCUGGAGAGCUUGUAAUGCCACCUCACAGUUCACCUCUAGAAAAGCUAUGGAAAAACUCAAGGAAUCUGGAGGUGAUAGUGUCAUGGCCUGGUUUGCAGAAUUAGGUGACUCAUCAACUUGGAGCAAGCACAGAUUUGAUCCAAAUGUGUGUAAUGACUCCAACACCUCAAAUUUUGUAGAGAGCUUCAACUCUACUCUUGGAAUUGAUAGGUGCAGGCCAAUAAUGAAGGCAUUGAAGAAUAUCAGCAAGGACACCAUCAGCUGCAAGGCCUAUAUGUCAAAGCCUGGAGAAUAUGAAAUUCAUGAGGGAAAAUCUCAUUUUCCCUUAUCUCUUAAUAAUAAGAUAUGCUCAUGUGGUGCUUGGCAGAUUUCAGAUAUACCUUGUAGGCAUGCCAUAAGAGCUAUGGUGCAUGCAAAAAUAGACCCUCACACUGUGGUUUUAGCUUGGUAUUCUGUGAGGACAUACAAACAGUCAUAUAGCCACCAUAUUAACCCUUUACCAGACAAGGAGCAGUGGCCUGCAUAUGCUGAUUUGCCUAUCAUCAUGCCACCAACACUAAAGAGGGGAGUAGGAAGACCUUGUAGAAACAGAAGAAGGGAAGAAGGAGAAGACAAAAAGGGCAAAAGGACUCAGACUGUGAAAUGCAAAAAAUGUGGAUGUCUUGGCCACAAUUCAAGGACUUGCAAGGGAGGUCUGACUGAAAAAGAAAAGAGAGCUGCAGGAGGUGAGCCAGUGCUGGUUAGGCAUCUCAAAGUCAGGGAUCAAUCCAAUGCUGCCAAAGCAGCCAAGGCAGCAGCUACAUCUCAGCCAACUGAAGUCAAUGAUUCCCAGUUUUCAUUAUCUCAAUCACAAUCUCAAGUCUAA